Setaria italica (foxtail millet) is the source of this 1426-nucleotide messenger RNA. Its product is annotated as transcription termination factor MTERF6, chloroplastic/mitochondrial. The transcript has a single exon. Lineage: Eukaryota; Viridiplantae; Streptophyta; Magnoliopsida; Poales; Poaceae. Gene Ontology annotation, cellular component: chloroplast. Bases 105 to 1265 code for a protein of 386 amino acids. The record is from RefSeq and is a predicted model, not a curated record. Gene Ontology annotation, biological process: regulation of DNA-templated transcription; chloroplast organization. Gene Ontology annotation, molecular function: double-stranded DNA binding.
AAGGCCCCAACCUGCUGCUCUGGUUCGACAGAGAACAGCGUCGCCGGGUCCGCCGCCGCACGCGAGCUCUGCGCGCAGCGCGCCACGCCGCGAAUCGCAAGCUCAUGAUGCUCCGCCUCCGAAGCCACCUCCUUCCCGCCGUGCGUGCGGCAUGGCCUCUCCACGCCGCUUCCUCCCUCCACCACCUCGUCCUCUACAGCACCGCCGCCGCCGCCACCGCCGCCGAAGCCGCCGCUCCCUUCGUCGCCGAGGAAUACCUCGUCACCACCUGCGGCCUCACGCCAGAGCAAGCCCUCAGGUCCGCCAAACCCCUCGCUCACCUCAAGUCCUCCUCCAAACCCGAUGCGGUCCUCGCCUUCUUCGCGGAAAUCGGCAUCCAUGAAGCCGACCUUGCCGCCGCAAUCACCAGGAACCCGCGGCUCCUCUGCCUUAAGGUGGACGAAACCCUAACCCCCCGCAUUGGCAUGCUCCGCGACAUCGGCCUCUCCACGCCGCAGAUCUCCCGCCUCAUCACCGUAGCACCCCUAAUCUUUUCCAAUCCCACCAAGAUCUCGCGCCUCCCAUUCUACCUCUCUCUAUUAGGCUCAUACGAUAAGGUGCACACGGCCCUCAGGAGGAAUCUCCUCCUCCUCAGUCGAAGCCUCGAGAGCGUGGUCGAGCCCAAUAUGGCUUUUCUGAGGCAUUGCGGCCUUACUGAUUGUGAAAUUGCAAAGCUCUUUUUGGCCUCCCCAAGAACGCUCGCACUGGAGCCAGAGGCUGUCAAGGAAAUUGUGGUGUGUGCCGACAUGCUUGGUGUGCCGCGCAACUCAAGGAUGUUCAAGGGCGUCCUUUCGGCCAUCUCCAGCAUCACCCCUCGGAGGGUGGGUGCAAAGCUUGAUUUCUUGAAAAAGGCUCUUGGAUGCUCUGAGGCUGAGGUGGGCAUCGCGAUUGGCAAGCUUCCUUCCAUUCUGGCUUCGGCAGAGGACAGGCUGAGCCGUACUGUGGAGUUCCUGAAGAUGGAGGUUGGUCUGAAUGCUGCGUACAUUGUGCAUAGGCCGGCACUGUUAGGUUAUAGCCUGAAGAAGCGGCUGAUGCCCCGUUAUUAUGUCCUAAAGGUUCUGAAGGAGAAGGGGUUGGUGAAAGAAAAUGUUGACUUAUAUGGUGUGGUUUGUAAAAUCGAGAAGAAAUUUGUCGAGAGGUUUCUUGAUCCUCACAAGGAGAGUGUUCCAGGGCUUGCAGAUGCUUAUGCUGCUGCUUGUGCAGGUCAAGUUCCUCCUGCCCUGUAAGUCAACCAUGGCGGCCUGGAAUAGAGGCAUCUUUUGACAUGUUAAAUCAUGCUAAAUUCAGUUUGGUUUUCUCACUUUCCUGGUGAACUGAUUAAUCAUGUCAUUAGUACGCUUGUACCUUGACAUUUCACUGAAGCAUCUGGGAGGCAUAUUCUUGGUUA